AUGCUGCUCUCUCCGAAGGGGCUGCUCCGCCUCGUUAGCGCCGCCGUGGGGCUCAUGCUCUUCAUCGUGGCGUGCGUGGGCUUCAACACGUUGAAGUUGUCCGUCUAUUCAGUCGACAGCCAGGCCGAGUUCGGCUGCCUCUGCUUCCUGGGCGUGUGCUUCGGCCUGCUGCUGACCUUCGGCGAGUCUAAGUGGGAGCUCUUCUUCUUCUUCUUCGGCUUCAUGCGCUACCGCCUCGGCCGCGCCUGCAUCUUCGCCGUGAGCGGCGUCAUGACGGCGCUGCUGGGCAAGACCCGCGACCAGCAGUGCGACUGCAGCGACAACGUCAUCCUGAUUGUCGAGGGCGUGGCGCUGCUGGCCAUGGCCGUCAUGCAGACGCUCGCCAUCUUCGUCUUGGGCAACAACAGCGCCCCGCGGCGCAGCAAGGACUCGAUCCCGACGGUGCGCGUGCCCCCAGCAGCGACUGCGCUACCAGUUACAGCACCUCGGAGCACCGCAUUGCCCAACGAGACCGCCCCGUUCCAGGCCAUUAUCCAGCCGGUGCAGCAGCCGAAGCCUACAACUCAACCGACAGCUCUACCCGUGCCCACGUCGCCUUCGAGCCAUGCAGACAGCAACUUGCCCUCCUGGAUGCACACACCGUGA
Molecule: messenger RNA, 645 nt
Organism: Phytophthora sojae
Lineage: Eukaryota; Oomycota; Peronosporomycetes; Peronosporales; Peronosporaceae
Exons: 1
Coding region: 1-645 (214 amino acids)
Source: RefSeq, a predicted model, not a curated record